Molecule: messenger RNA, 3733 nt
Organism: Motacilla alba alba
Lineage: Eukaryota; Metazoa; Chordata; Aves; Passeriformes; Motacillidae
Gene: KCNJ15
Product: potassium inwardly rectifying channel subfamily J member 15
Exons: 2
Coding region: 1605-2735 (376 amino acids)
Biological process (GO): regulation of monoatomic ion transmembrane transport; potassium ion import across plasma membrane
Cellular component (GO): plasma membrane
Molecular function (GO): inward rectifier potassium channel activity
Source: RefSeq, a predicted model, not a curated record
CCAAACCAUUCCAUGAUUCUCUAACUGUUGUUAUUCCCACUGCAUCCCACACAUAUACCAACCCCUGGUGCAGGAUCCGGGGUCUCCUGGGCAUGGCAGAGCCAUGGUGAGUGUGGAGACCUGAGUGCCCUUGGGCCAUCCCUGCUCUUGGAAAGGUAACUCUGACCUUCAGACACCCUGCAAGCCCUGGCACUGCCCCUCCAGCCCAAACCCACCAGCUGGAGCUCCAAGGAGGGAUGGUGGAGCCUUGGCUGUCCCCAUCCCUGUGACCUCCGUGGGAAAAGGAGCUGUCAGCCCUGGGAAUUGCUCCCAGGAGCAGCUGUCCAGGUAGGCUGAGCUGGGGGUGGGAUGGGGAUGUGCCUCCAACACUGGAGCAGAGAUCUCAAAUACCUCUGGCACAGUAGGGAAACUCUUUCUGACAGCGUGCAGGUGAGGUCUAAGGGGAAGUGUGCUUGAGAGAGAGAGGUGUACUGAUUUCAGAACAGACUUUGGGCAGGUUUUAAAUCCAUGUCCUGUCCAGGGAGAGGCUUGGUGUGGGGGAAUAGACUUUUGGGCAGGUAUUAAAUCCAUGUUCUAUCCAGGUGUGGGGGAAUGGAGCCUCUUCCUUAAGGAACGUGCACUUGCUGAAAGGUUUCCCUUUAGAGGCUGCACAUAUUUGCCUCCCCUGACAGCAGUGCUGGGUUUGGGCUGGCCUGAAGAGCAGUUGCAUGUACAGUCCUUCCCAGCCCUACUCCUCCCAGCCCCCACAUUUCCUCCCGUUGUUCUUUUUCAGAUCACUUGAAGGUUUUUUCCUGUUUAUUAUCCGGACAUGCUGCGCUCUGUGUGUUGAUUUGACUGUCACAUAAGGAAUCUCCUACUGGGAUCAUGGAUGCACUCCUUUCUUACAUAAAUAUAUAUCUGUGGCAAUGGUUCAGGGCUGUGGAAGAGAAAUGUUGGUGAUUAAACCAAAACUGGAAUGAGCUGCAGUUGUUAAUGAGGGCUAAGUUUAAUUACCCUUUCCCAGAAAACCUGCAACUCAGUGUGAUGAGUACAGUCACAAACAAAAAUUCUCCUUAAUUGACAUAACAGGAAAGGUACUUCAGUGAGCAAUUAUGCUGAUGUCCUGGGUUGGCACAUGUGUGUCCCACAAAUAUAUCUUGUACUUCCUGCAAAAUUCUUUUAAGUAGCUAUAAGGAAGACAUUUUUUUUUUUUCUUUUCUUUUUUUUUUUCCAGCAGUUGGCGAAAACUAAUCACUGACUUGGAGGCUCUUUUUGAGGAAAACAAUGGGACAAAACAAUGCCUUUUUGUGAGACCUGCCAAAGCACAAAGGAUGCAUGGGAUGUUUUUUUUCUUUGUUGCUUUUGUCAGCAGGAAGUUUUGUUGUUGGGAACGACUAUAACAUGCACUGUCCUUGCUCUACGUAAUCUCUGUCUGGUCCUGUGAGCUGGGUCCCUCUCCGUGCCUCCUCCAGCUGGCACGGGCAGGGCUCUGCCUCACCCCGGGGGCUCUGCUCAGUCCUGGUGCCCGCAGCCUCCCUCUCCAUCCAGGCUGGUGCCCAGUAAACAAAUCCAGGAGUCGGGUGCUCCAAUGAUUGCUGGGGUCGUGCAGGACUGAAGCAGUGAGGAUGGAGCCCACGAAGAUCAACAUGUCCCGCGUGGCCCUGGUCAACGGCGGCAUCGACGGCGCCAUGCUCAAGGCGCACAAACCCCGCGUGAUGUCCAAGAGCGGCCACAGCAACGUCAGGAUAGACAAGGUCGACGGCAUCUACCUGCUCUACCUGCAGGACCUGUGGACCACAGUCAUAGACAUGAAGUGGAGGUACAAACUCACCCUGUUUGCUGCUACUUUUGUCAUGACCUGGUUCCUCUUUGGGGUGAUCUACUACGCCAUCGCCUUCCUUCACGGCGACUUGGAGAUGAACAAGUUCUCCCCGAAGCGGGAGCCGUGCGUGAAGAACGUGGAUUCCCUGACUGGGGCGUUCCUCUUCUCCCUGGAGUCCCAGACAACCAUUGGCUAUGGAUUUCGUUUUAUCACUGAGGAGUGUCCCCAUGCCAUUUUCUUGCUUGUGGCCCAGCUGGUCAUCACCACCCUGAUUGAGAUCUUCAUCACAGGUACCUUCCUGGCCAAGAUCGCCAGGCCGAAGAAAAGGGCAGAGACGAUUAAAUUCAGCCACUGUGCUGUCAUCACCAAACACAACGGGGAGCUUUGCCUGGUGAUCAGAGUGGCAAACAUGAGGAAGAGCCUCCUGAUACAGUGUCAGCUCUCUGGGAAGCUUCUUCAGACCUACGAAACCAAAGAAGGGGAGAGGAUUCUGCUGAACCAAGCCAGUGUCAAAUUCAACGUUGACUCCUCUUCGGAGAGUCCAUUUCUCAUUUUGCCUUUAACCUUCUACCACAUUUUGGAUGAAAGCAGCCCUUUGAGAGACCUCACACCUCAAAACCUCAAGGAGAAGGACUUUGAGCUCGUGGUGCUCCUGAAUGCCACAGUGGAGUCCACCAGUGCUGUCUGCCAGAGCAGGACUUCCUACGUCCCCGAGGAGAUCCACUGGGGCUACGAGUUCGUGCCUGUGGUUUCCCUCUCACCAAAUGGAAAGUACGUGGCGGAUUUCAGUCAGUUUGAGAAGAUCAGGAGAAGCACAGAUUCUACUUUUUACAGUAUGGACUCUGAAAAGCAAAAGCUGGAGGAGAAAUACAGGCAGGAAGACCAAAGAGAGAGGGAACUGAGAACAAUGUUGUUACAGCAGAGUAAUGUUUGAUUGGAUGGACAAACUAUUCUGAAUAAUCCCUUUUCUGCAAACUGAAAAAGAACAUACUUUCUGUGCUGUAUGUCUGCUGUGAAACCAGAAGUGAAGCCCUUUCCAGGAUUAUUUCCUUUUCAGUCCUAUUUCAGCAAAUAGCUUUGGUGUACAGCAAAUUGACCCCUUUGGCUGAGUUGUCAAUCAAGUAUUUUGUAAUUAGGCAGGAUUUCUUGUUCCCUAUCGUGACUUAGCAAAAUUGGGUUUGUGUUAAACCUCUGCCUGAUGCCACCACUGAAAGCAGACACACCACUUUCCGUUUGGAAAGUGAAACUGGACUCACUGUGCUGAUUCCCUCAAAUAUUUAUUUGACGUGGUUUUACUGUGAACAUGCAGGGACAGCACACUGCACUGCUAGACGAAAACGUGCUCCUUUGAAAUUUGUACCUUUAAAAUGUAUAUUCUCCUACCAGGGAUCACCUGCGUGGGGAUUCCUGGCGCUGAAAGUAAGUUGAUUGAAGAGACAGAUGGUUGGAUGUGGGAAGAGCUUCAGGGAGGGGUUAAACUCCUUCUUAAAUCUGGAAGGAAUGUGACAGUGCUGGGUGGUGGGGAGGAACACUCGCUCUCUGUCUCUGCUGCUCAGAGCUUGUUCUGUGAUUGUUUUGGGAUCACUCACUUUUUUUAACCUUGCUAAUGCCUGAUUUAUAUCUGAUUGCAAAAAGGGGAGGUGAGGGCAAGACACACACAGGAUCACAACAGUAAUCAACUAGGGUUAUAGCUGGCUUUGAGACACCUGGUUUUUAUCCAAUGUAAAUAGUUUGUAACAGCAGCAUAACAAUACAAUUCUACAGAUUGCUUGCUUUGCUCCGGACCGUAUUUAAUUUUGGUUAAAAGAAAGCUGUAUAAUGUCUGUAGACAAUAUUUACUUUUUCUGGCAGCCAUAAAGGACAAGCAUUCCUUUCAUCCAAACCAAUUUUGGUCUACUAAAACCAUUCCAUUAAUAAAUGAAUUUAAUUUGA